Messenger RNA from Culex pipiens pallens (northern house mosquito), 1718 nucleotides. RefSeq lists its product as uncharacterized. The coding region runs from base 762 to 1709 and encodes 315 amino acids. The record is from RefSeq and is a predicted model, not a curated record. Lineage: Eukaryota; Metazoa; Arthropoda; Insecta; Diptera; Culicidae. The transcript has a single exon.
UGAUUGGAGGAGGUCUGCGAGAUGGACGAGGCGUACGCAAGUUGUCCGAGUACGCAACCCAGCUGCCACAAGAGGAAAAAAAACGAUACCUAAACAAGAUCGCCCCGCUUAGCUACACGGAUCCGUAUACGGCAACUCUCCGGAAGGAUUAUAAUUAUCCGACAACUGUGACGGUGGGCCAUGCGGUUAAAUAUAUCCUCGACUGUUCCACUACAAAGAAGUUUAACAACGCCCGAAGUGUCGAGGCGUACAAGAAGUUUGAAGCGGGUUUCGUGAAUGGUGUCGAAGGUGGCAGGAUAAAUGACCUACAUCUGGUCAGGGCGAAGGUAGCUGUUCAUAAUGUUUUAUUUUAAGAUUCAAUUGACAAUUCCCAUUUCAGAUUAGCCAUUCGAUGCGUCUACACGAGAAGCCUUUGACGGUUUGGGUCGUCGUAGAGAAAGAUGGAAACGUCCAGAGCGCACAUUGUGACUGCGUUGCCGGCUUAGGCGAGACUUGUAGCCACGUGAGUACGCUGCUGUACGCAUUGGCAAACUUGCACCAUAUGACUACAUGCCAGAAGGUACCUUCUUUAUUUAAAAAUUAGAACGUGACAUUAAAAAGAAAUCAUUCUCUAGUUGACGGUUACGCAACUUCCUGCCUACUGGGCGAGGCCAGCGAAACGUUUUAAGGAUGAUCUCUACCGCGCCAUCAAGGACAUCGACUAUGGCUUUAAGAUAUCGCACUUCGCUGAUAUUGAGAUUCACUCAAGCGAAUCGGAUUUUAUGGAUUUUGUUAGCUUGCUUGCAGACGAUGACGACGAACCCGUUCUCAGGCGCAAAUUUUGCAAAGCGAAUGCCUUAUGCCGUGACUGCCGUUCCAGCCAGAUUCCCAACGAGAUCAUGUUCAACAGCAACAUUUUGCUGUCCAGACUACACAGUCUUACAUUGGAGACAUUGGGCGCGGAAAGGAUUGCAGAAGAGGCUAGAAACGUUAACCUGGUCCUUACUGACGAAGAAGUGAACGAGAUUGAGAAUUUGACGCGGAAGCAAGCAAAGUGUGAGCUGUGGGGGUGGGUACGAAUCGGCCGGAUUACCGCAUCCAUCUUUCUGGAAUGCAUCCAUGCACGUACAGACUCCGUUCCGGCCAAAAUGAGUCUUCUGAAGAAGAUUUGCCAUCCGGAUUUCUCGGAGAUCAACUCGGCUGCUGUGCGUUACGGCAAAGCGAACGAAACAAAAGCGAGCCUGGUCGUGCAAAAAUUGCUGGAAGGCCACCAAAAUGUACGGUUCGACGAGUGCGGAAUUUUUGUCGAUAAAACCCGUCCGUACCUGGCUGCCACCCCGGACUUAAUAAUGCGUUGCGACUGCUGCGGAACAGUUUGCAUUGAGAUUAAAUGUCCAUUCCGGCUCGCGAAGAAAAGCCAACUGAACAAGGAUCUUAAAAUUAUUGAUUUGGAUUUUAUAGAUGGAAAUGAUGGUACCCUGAAGGAGCAGCACAAGUAUUUCUGGCAAGUGAUGGCCCAAAUUCAUAUUACUGGAUCAAAUUAUGGAUUAUUCUUUGUUUGGAGCGAAGGGGAGCACACUCUGAUUAAAAUUGACAAAGAUGAUCGGCGAUGGAGUGAAGCUUGUGAUAAAGCCAACUUGUAUUUCACCAACAUCAUUCUGCCCAUAGCUUCUGGCAAAUUUCUUCUCGAACCGCUUGCUUUCCUAAUCACUCCCUUUCUCUUUUCUUGACGAUUACUU